This is a messenger RNA of Pseudozyma hubeiensis SY62, 2763 nucleotides long. RefSeq lists its product as hypothetical. The transcript has a single exon. The record is from RefSeq and is a predicted model, not a curated record. Bases 1 to 2763 code for a protein of 920 amino acids. Gene Ontology annotation, molecular function: nucleic acid binding; RNA helicase activity; ATP binding. Lineage: Eukaryota; Fungi; Basidiomycota; Ustilaginomycetes; Ustilaginales; Ustilaginaceae.
AUGCCGGCGUCACAGAACAGCAAGCACAGCCUGGCAGCGUCAAAGCGCAAAGCAGCCUCCACCUCCUUCUCUACACCACCCCUCAAGAAGAAGAGUGCUGCCACAAAACGUCCCGCCAACGAUGACGACUUCAUCAUGACGCUCGACUCGGACGACGACGUAGAGGACCUCGAUGCAAUCAAUGCCGAGGCAGACGAUGCAGAUGCCGCCGCUAGCGAAUCAGAAUCAGAACCAGAACCAGAGCAGACCGCCCAAGCACCGGCAGAUGAGAAGCUCACAAAGAACCAACGCAAGCGCAAGGAAAAGGCGCAUCUCGCAGGAAAGGAAAAGAUCGUCGAGUCCGUUGCUGCUCGCUCCAAGUCGAACGGUGUAGUCAAUGGUAAAGAUGGAAUGGCUUUGGACAAGGACUUUGAGUUUGACAUCUUUGGCGACGGUUCCGGCGCAGACUAUGCUGGUGCAGAGUCCAGUGGCUGGGAUAUGAGCGUUACCGGCACGAGGAUGCACAAGAAGUUGAACGUCGAUGAUAUCAUCGAAAAGAGGAGAAAGGAUCUUCCUGCUUUGCCCUUGCCUGCUGAUGACGACGACGAGCAAGAGUCCGAAGACAGCGCAGCGGAUGACUCCGAAGACGACCUGGACGACGAUAUCAGAUUCGCCGAGUACGAGGACAGCGACGACGAUGAAGACCGAUUCGGUGGUGGUGACGCCAACAUUGCAGGUGACGACGAGGAUGAUCAAGACGCAGCAGAGGUGGAUAGCCAAGAAGAUCCACUCAGCAGCGACGCAUCCGACGCUUCUGAUGACGAUGAUGAGGCGCAAGACACUCAGAUCGCAGAACAGGACCAGGACUCGGACUCGAGCCAAGACGAUUCCGACUCGGAAACCGAACAGGAGAAAGCCAAGAAGGCCGCCUUCUUCGCCGAAGAACCCUCGUCCGCCUCGUCUUCCGCCAAAUCGAAAUCCACUGCCACGGAAACCUCCUUCUCCACCUUCGCCCUCUCGCGCCCCGUGCUGCGCGCCCUCUCCUCCCUCUCCUUCCACAAACCCACCCCUAUCCAAUCCCGCACUAUCCCCCUCGCCCUCGCCGCCAAGGACAUCGUCGCCGGCGCCGUCACCGGUUCCGGUAAAACCGCUGCCUUCAUGAUCCCCACCAUCGAACGUCUCACCUGGCGUGCCAAAUCCUCCAACAUCCACGAAGCCAAGACGCGCGUCCUCAUCCUCGCCCCCACCCGCGAACUCGCCAUCCAGUGCUACUCGGUCGGCAAGUCUAUCGCCAAGUUCACCGACAUCCGCUUCUGCCUCUGCGUCGGUGGUCUCUCCGUCAAGAGCCAGGAGGCCGAGUUGAAGCUCCGACCCGAGGUCGUCAUCGCCACUCCCGGUAGGCUCAUCGAUCACGUGCGCAACUCUGCCAGCUUCACGCUCGACGACAUCGAGAUCCUGGUCAUGGACGAGGCGGAUAGGAUGUUGGAGGACGGGUUUGCGGAUGAGCUAAACGAGAUCGUCAAGAGCUGCCCCAAAGGUGCGAGGCAGACCAUGUUGUUUUCGGCUACGAUGACGGACGAUGUGGAGCAGUUGGUGAGGUUGUCGUUGAAGAGACCGGUGAGGUUGUUCGUUGAUCCCAAGAGGAGUACUGCCAAGAAGCUCAUUCAGGAGUUCGUACGUGUCAGAGGGACAGGGAGUGGCGGGGUGGCGGGUGCGGAUGGUUUGGCAGGCGUUGAAGACCUACCCACCACACCGGCAGCCACGGGUAGGAGCGAAGACGCCCAACGACCAGCACUGCUUCUCUCGCUCUGCACGAGAACCUUCACCACGCAGACGAUCGUCUUCGUUCGUUCCAAGAAGCUCGCCCACCAGCUCAAGAUUGUCUUUGGUCUACUCGGCCUAUCCGCCGGUGAAUUGCACGGAGAUCUUUCGCAGGAGCAACGUAUCGAUGCGCUGACCGCGUUCCGCGACGGAAAGACGGAUUUCCUGCUGGCGACGGACCUCGCCUCUCGCGGUCUCGACAUCAAGGGAGUCUCGACCGUGAUCAACUACGACAUGCCCGGAUCCUUCGAAUCCUACCUCCACCGUGUCGGCCGUACCGCCCGAGCCGGUCGCAACGGUCGUUCCGUCACCCUCGUCGGAGAAGCCGACCGACGCAUGCUCAAACUAGCCAUCAAGCAAUCCACCUCGGAACAGGUCAAACAUCGGAUCAUCCCCGCCCCCGUCGUCGCGCAGAUGCUCGAGACGCUCGAGACGCUCAAACCCGAAGUCGACACUGUCCUGCGCGAGGAGAAGGAAGAGAAAGCUUUGCGCAUUGCAGAGAUGGAGUUGAAGAAGGGAGAAAACAUGGCCUCGCACGCGGACGAGAUCUUCUCCCGUCCCAAACGAACCUGGUUCCAGAGCAAAGCCGACAAGGAAACAGCCGAAGCUAUGAGCAGAGCCAAGUACGAAGCCACGCAAAAGAAAGACGGUAGGGAUAAAUAUGCAGGGUUGAGCAGGAAGAAGAGGAGAAGCAAGAUGAUGCGAGAGGAGAUCGAGAGGGAGAGGAAGGAGGCUAGCGCUUCCGGCGGUGCAAAGACGGCACAGGGUGGUAGCAUGGAUGCGGGUAUCAGGGCGGCCAAGAAGGCUAGCAGACCGACCAAAUUGGGUGUAGCUCCGGUGAAGGUGGUCAACAAGGGCAAAGCUAAAGGGAGCAAGGGGAAGAGUGCGGGGAGCAAGCCGGGGGGUGGGGGCAAGGUGAGGAGCUCGUUCAGCAGGGACUUUGGUGACAAAAAGCGUCGCUAA